Molecule: messenger RNA, 2807 nt
Organism: Glossina fuscipes
Lineage: Eukaryota; Metazoa; Arthropoda; Insecta; Diptera; Glossinidae
Gene: ecd
Product: protein ecdysoneless
Exons: 3
Coding region: 273-2381 (702 amino acids)
Cellular component (GO): nucleus
Source: RefSeq, a predicted model, not a curated record
CUUGUACAUUACAUAGCAUUGAUGCUUGUGUGCGUGUAGAAGCACAUUAAUAAAUAAGUUAUUAAUAAUUUCUCCUUUCGUUUUAUUAAUAUGAAAAAUUAUUUUAUUAUAUAAAUCAUUAAUAAGUUCCAAAAAAAAGCUAAUAAACUAUAUAAUACUACUCAGCACAAUCGCAAUAAUUAUUGAUUCAAAAGUCGGAAUAUAUGUUUCUUAGCGCAUAGAAUAGAAAAACUUGUACUCCUCGUGUUUAUUCUGUUGCUUUAUCAAUAAAAAUGGCAAAAAUAUUCGACGCCAAUUUGGAGUUUGUUCGUGAAGAUGAUUAUGUUGAAUAUUUUCUAUUUCCGGAGUUGAUAGGAACGCCCUCUAAUAUUGAUGAUGAAUCGAUGGAAGAUGUGCGUAAACAAUUGGAAAAUAUUAAGGACAACUAUAUGGCACUAGUGGGGAAUCUAAUAAAAGAACGCAAAUAUAUAUGGCAUAAAGAUGAAUUCCAAUUGUUAGUGCGUACGUGUAGUAAACAGGAGUUGCUUUUAAAUGAUGAAGUAACCAAAAUGACAGCCAAUGCCAAGGAAAGCAAAAUGGCAAAAGAACAACACGAAGCUGUUGUAUUGCCGCCCCAUCUGCAUGGCGUUACCCAUUACGGUGAUAAUAUAGCGGACGAAUGGUUUGUGGUUUUCUUGUUAACUGAAGUAACCAAAACGUUCGCGAACUGUGUGGCCCGAAUUAUAGACGCCGACGGCGAGUUUUUACUUAUCGAAGCUGCAGAUGUUUUACCCAAAUGGGCUAACCCAGACACAUGUGACCAGCGCGUUUACUUGUCUCAAGGCCACUUGCAUUUGGUACAAAAUUCUCCCUCGAAUACUAACAAAAUAAUGCCUGUCGAAUCGGCUAUUACGAAAAUACGCUCCAACCCCACUUUAUAUAGAGUAUCGAAGGAAAUUCAAUUUUGCAUUGAUAAGAGACUUAAAGAAUUCGAAUCUGUUGAUAAUUUAGCCUUGCAUCAUCAAAUUGUUCGCCUGCCUUUGGGUGUAGCGAUUUUAUUGAAAAAACGCCCAUCUCUAAUUGCUGCCGCAGUGAGAGCGUUCUGCGAGCGCGAUGUAAUUGAUAUGAAAGCUUGCCGCUCUAUGCGUUACUUCCCACCUGAACAACGGGUGCGUACAAAUGUUUGCUUCACCCGUUGUUUGUACGCCAUGAUUAUGCACACUGACUAUACGCCGGAUCGUAAAAUAGGUUGGCAUUUAAACGCUAAGCCCAAUUCCGAAGAAUAUAAAGAAGACUUACUGGGUAUAAAAUUAGCCUGUGGCUUUGAAAUCUUGGCCUCACAGGCUAAAGAUGUUAAAGCUGAUGCAAAUUCUCCGGCGUGGAAGGCUUACGUAAAAAGUUUGCUAUCGAAAGGUUAUUUUCGGGAUAACAUUGAGGGAUCAGCUGAAUAUCAAUGUUUGCUGGAACAAGCUAAAGCAUAUUUUGCAACAAAUCAGAUCAGAUUUCGAACGGCCGCUGUAGUGGGUGCAGAAAUUUUAGACUUGUUAAAACAGACCGGCACUAAUGCGGACGAGCUGAGGGAUGAGGAAAAUAAUUUAAAACUCAGCGAUCCUGAUGAUUGGCUUAAUGUUAGUGUAGAGGAGCUGGAUGCUAUGCUCGUGGAUCGUUAUGGUCCUAAAAAAAUUUACAAAUCGAAUGGUGACUUAAAUGCUGAAGAGUUUACGAAAAAUAUCUCCGAAUUUUUAGAGAAGCAGUCCGCCUUUGAAGGUAUCGAAAGAGACUCAGAUGACGUUACUAGCAACGAUGAAGAGCCUAAGAUUAAUAAAACGGAAAAAUUCGGAGCCAAAGUUAAGAAAAAUCUGUCAAUGCGUAAAGCUUGUCGACAAAAUCCCUUGGAGACUAGUUUGCCGGUAUCAGAGCAGAAUGAAAGUUUUAGUACACAAGUACGUAAUUUCUUGGAAUUUACUAUACCGGAAGAUACUUGGGACUCGCAAUCUGAAAUGAGCGAUUAUGAGGAUGAAGAUGAUAUCGAACACAAUUUCUCAUCUAUGGCUGGUGCAGAUCGUCAAAUUGAUGCCGAUAUUAAAGCCUACAUGGACGAAAUGGAUAAAGAGUUGGCAAAAACAACUAUAGGCCAAACGUUUGUCACCACUCAGCAGAAGAGAACAAUAAAAACGAAAACAAGUUCUUCGGCGGCCGAUGCCGAUGAUGAUGAUUUUGAUGAUAUUGAGGCCUUUGAGCCAAUCAACAUAAAUGUAAAUACUUUGAAAAGUAUGAUGGAUAGUUAUAAAUCUCAGCUUGGCGGUGCUGGGCCCGUUACACAUUUACUUAACGCCAUGGGGGCUGGCAUGUCGGCAGCAACUACUGAAGAACCAAAAGAUUUAAGUGAAUCUACAGUAUAAGUGAUCAACCAUCAAGAAAGAAAAAAAAAAAAAAUAAUAAAACAAAACAAAACAAAAAACUUUCUUUGAGGUUAUGUUAAAUAAGCUAAGCUAAAAAAAGUGUGUGUGUUUUCCCUUCAUAAGUAUUGUUAAGCAUUUUUAAAGACGAAGAUGGCUUGUAAAAAUAUACAGACGGUGCGCCAGUCUCUGCGGUCGCUCGCCUGCAGCGCAAAAGUUCCCCUUUACUACGGGAACUGGAUGGAUUUAAAGUGCAGAAUUUUGUUAGUAAUUUCAUCGACAUUUGACUGCUGGCUAUUUUGAGCCAUUAAGACAUUUAAUCACAGAAAUUUGGCACUUGUUUGUAUGCCUUCUUGUUUGCUUGAAAAUUGUAAGCACAAAAUUUAUCAUAAACAAUGUAAUUUACUCUCUUUUGUGAGAUUUUUGCUU